This is a messenger RNA of Balaenoptera acutorostrata (minke whale), 4137 nucleotides long. RefSeq names its product eukaryotic translation initiation factor 5B. Bases 129 to 3782 code for a protein of 1217 amino acids. Lineage: Eukaryota; Metazoa; Chordata; Mammalia; Artiodactyla; Balaenopteridae. The transcript has a single exon. The record is from RefSeq and is a predicted model, not a curated record. Gene Ontology annotation, molecular function: GTP binding; GTPase activity; translation initiation factor activity.
GCCGGGUGCGAGAGGCGGCAGCGCGCGGCGGGGAACGGAGCCGAGCGGAGACCGAAGUCGGUCGGGGGACAGUGGGUCUGUGAGAGACCGAAUAGAGGGGCUGGGGCUGCGAGCGCCGCUGACACACGAUGGGAAAGAAGCAGAAAAACAAGAGCGAAGACAGUGCCAAGGAUGACAUUGAUCUUGAUGCCUUGGCUGCAGAAAUAGAAGGAGCUGGUGCUGCCAAGGAACAGGAACCUCAAAAGGCAAAGGGGAAAAAGAAAAAGGAGAAAAAAAAGCAAGAUUUUGAUGAAGAUGAUAUCCUGAAAGAACUGGAAGAAUUGUCUUGGGAAGCUCAAGGCAUCAAAGCUGACAGAGAAACUGCUACAGCAAAGCCAACAGAAAGUAAUGAAGAUGAAUCCACCUCAAAACAAGAUAAAAAAAAGAAAGGACAGAAAGGCAAAAAACAAAGUUUUGAAGAUAAUGAUAGUGAAGAAUUGGAAGAUAAAGAUUCAAAAUCAAAAAAGACUGCAAAACCCAAAGUGGAAAUGGACUCUGGGAGUGAUGAUGAUGAUGAUUUUAGUAAACUCUCCAAAAAAGCUAAAGGGAAAACUCAGAAAUCAAAUAAGAAGCGGGAUGGGUCAGAAGAGGAUGAGGAUAACAGUAAAAGAAUUAAAGAUUGUAUGAGAGUACCUUCUUCUGGUGAAAGUAGUGAUGAAUCAGAUGAAUUUUUGCAGUCCAGGAAAGGACAGAAAAAAAAUCAGAAAAAUAAACCAGGUCCUAAUGCAGAGAGUGGGAAUGAAGAUGACGACUCCUUCAAAAUUAAGACAAUGGCUCAAAAGAAGGCAGAAAAGAAAGAGCGUGAGAGAAAAAAGCGGGAUGAAGAAAAGGCAAAACUGCGGAAGCUGAAAGAAAAAGAAGAGCUAGAAUCUGGUAAAAAGGAUCAGAGUAAACCAAAAGAAUCUCAAAGGAAAUCUGAAGAGGAAGCUGUAAAAUCCAAAGUGACUCUUGAUUCUGGAGCACCUCCUGCCUCUGAAGAGAAAGGAGAGGCUCGCACAGCUGCUGAAGAUGACAAUGAAGGAGACAAAAAGAAAAAAGAUAAGAAGAAAAAGAAAGGAGAAAAGGAAGAAAAAGAAAAAGAGAAGAAAAAAGGACCUAGCAAAGCCACAGUUAAGGCUAUGCAAGAAGCUCUGGCUAAGCUUAAAGAAGAAGAGGAAAGACAGAAGAGAGAAGAGGAAGAACGGAUAAAACGGCUUGAAGAAUUGGAAGCCAAGCGUAAAGAAGAGGAAAGAUUGGAACAAGAAAAAAGAGAAAGGAAAAAGCAAAAAGAAAAGGAAAGAAAAGAACGCUUGAAAAAAGAAGGGAAACUUUUAACUAAAUCCCAGAGAGAAGCCAGAGCCAGAGCCGAAGCUACCCUUAAACUUCUACAAGCUCAGGGUGUUGAAGUGCCAUCAAAAGACUCUUUGCCAAAGAAAAGGCCAAUUUAUGAAGAUAAAAAGAAGAAAAAAACACCACAGCAGCUGGAAAAUAAAGUAUGUGAACCAAUGGAAUUAAGUGCUGCUGUAGAAGUUGUGGAACAAGGAGUACCUGAAAAAGAAGAGACACCACCUCCUGUUGAACCAGAAGAGGAAGAAGAAACUGAGGAUGCUGGAUUGGAUGAUUGGGAAGCUAUGGCUAGUGAUGAGGAGAGAGAAACAGGAAACACAGUGCAUAUAGAAGUAAAAGAAAACCCUGAAGAGGAAGAGGAGGAAGAGGAGGAGGAGGAGGAUGACGAAGAGAGUGAAGAAGAAGAGGAAGAAGAAGGAGACAGUGAAGGCAGUGAAGGCGAUGAAGAAGAUGAAAAGGUGUCAGAUGAGAAGGAUGUGGGGAAAACAUUAGAUAAAAAGCCAAGUAAAGAAGUGAGCUCAGAAUCUGAGUAUGACUCUGAUGAUGAUCGAACUAAAGAAGAACGGGCUUAUGACAAAGCAAAACGGAGGAUCGAGAAACGGAGACUUGAACAUAGUAAAAACAUAAAUACAGAGAAGCUAAGAGCUCCUGUUAUUUGUGUACUUGGACAUGUGGACACAGGGAAGACAAAAAUUCUAGAUAAACUCCGUCACACGCAUGUACAAGAUGGUGAAGCAGGUGGUAUUACGCAGCAAAUUGGUGCCACCAAUGUUCCUCUUGAAGCUAUUAAUGAACAAACGAAGAUGAUUAAAAAUUUUGAUAGAGAGAAUGUACGGAUUCCAGGAAUGCUGAUUAUUGACACUCCGGGGCAUGAGUCUUUCAGUAAUCUGAGAAACAGAGGAAGCUCUCUUUGUGAUAUUGCCAUUUUAGUUGUUGAUAUUAUGCAUGGUUUGGAGCCCCAGACAAUUGAAUCUAUCAACCUUUUGAAAUCUAAAAAAUGUCCCUUCAUUGUUGCACUCAAUAAGAUUGAUAGGUUGUAUGACUGGAAAAAGAGCCCGGACUCCGACGUGGCUGCCACUUUGAAGAAGCAGAAAAAGAGCACGAGAGACGAGUUUGAGGAGCGGGCGAAGGCUGUGGUCGUGGAGUUUGCACAGCAGGGGUUGAACGCAGCUUUGUUUUAUGAGAAUAAAGAUCCCCGCACUUUUGUGUCCUUGGUACCUACCUCUGCACAUACUGGUGAUGGCAUGGGAAGUCUGAUCUACCUUCUUGUCGAGUUAACUCAGACCAUGUUGAGUAAGAGACUUGCACACUGUGAAGAGCUGAGAGCACAGGUGAUGGAGGUUAAGGCUCUCCCAGGAAUGGGCACCACUAUAGAUGUAAUAUUGAUCAACGGGCGUUUGAAGGAAGGAGAUACAAUUAUUGUUCCCGGAGUAGAAGGGCCCAUUGUCACUCAGAUUCGAGGCCUCCUAUUACCUCCUCCUAUGAAGGAGUUAAGAGUAAAGAACCAAUAUGAAAAGCAUAAAGAAGUAGAAGCAGCUCAGGGGGUAAAGAUUCUUGGAAAAGACCUGGAAAAAACAUUGGCUGGUUUACCCCUCCUCGUGGCUUAUAAAGAAGAUGAAAUCCCAAUUCUUAAAGAUGAACUGAUCCAUGAGUUAAAGCAGACACUAAAUGCUAUCAAAUUAGAAGAGAAAGGAGUCUAUGUCCAGGCAUCUACACUGGGAUCUCUGGAAGCUCUACUUGAAUUUCUGAAAACAUCAGAAGUGCCCUAUGCAGGAAUUAACAUUGGUCCCGUCCAUAAGAAAGAUGUUAUGAAGGCUUCGGUGAUGUUGGAACAUGAUCCUCAGUAUGCAGUAAUUUUGGCCUUUGAUGUGAGAAUUGAACGGGAUGCGCAAGAAAUGGCUGACAGUUUAGGAGUUAGAAUUUUUAGUGCAGAAAUUAUUUAUCAUUUAUUUGAUGCCUUUACGAAAUACAGACAAGACUACAAGAAACAGAAACAAGAAGAAUUUAAACACAUAGCAGUAUUUCCCUGCAAGAUAAAAAUUCUCCCUCAGUUUAUUUUCAAUUCUCGAGAUCCGAUAGUGAUGGGCGUGACUGUGGAAGCAGGCCAGGUGAAGCAGGGGACACCCAUGUGCGUGCCUAGCAAAAAUUUUGUUGACAUUGGAAUAGUAACAAGUAUUGAAGUAAACCAUAAACAAGUGGAUGUUGCAAAAAAAGGACAGGAAGUCUGUGUCAAAAUAGAACCCAUCCCUGGUGAAUCUCCCAAAAUGUACGGAAGACAUUUUGAAGCUACAGAUAUUAUCGUCAGUAAGAUCAGCCGGCAGUCCAUCGACGCCCUCAAAGACUGGUUCAGAGACGAAAUGCAGAAGAGUGACUGGCAGUUAAUUGUGGAGCUGAAGAAAGUGUUUGAGAUCAUCUGACUUUUCCACACGGGUCAGGAAUUGGAGUAAAUGCAAAAUGGUGUUGUCAUACUACCAAGAAAACAAGGCAGACAAUGGAAUGGACCUAUCUGAAAACUGAUGAGCUAAGCAUAGAAGGAAGAAAAUAGGUGUAUAAGAUGUUUUCCAUGAGAAACCAAGAAACUUACACUGGUUUGACAGUGGUCGAUUACACGUCCCCACAGCUCCGGCGUGCCUGCUCACUCGUCCACGCCUUGCCCAGUCCUCCUCUACUGGCUGCUGUUUUAAAGGUUGCCCUUCCCCAAAUUUGGAUUUUUAUUACAGAUCUAAAGCUCUUUCAAUUUUAUACUGAUUAAAUCAGUACUGCAGUAUUUGA